AUGGAGAAGUCGAAGGCUGCGAAGUUGGUAAUCAAUGUGGAAGAUACGUCCGAACGUAGAAGCAAGAGGAAAUCCGUGGUUAGCCCCAAAAAAACACCACCUAAUAAGCAACCGGCAUCUCUGACCGCGAAGAAAAUGCGCUCGAAAAAGGAUUGGCAAUAUAUCAUACCGAAGGAACGAUGGUUCCCAGGCAAGAUUACAACAUCAGUCAGCAAGGGUGUACUUUCAAGUAUCCAAUCAAAAUUAUCUGACCGACAGAAGCUCAUUAUGAAGGGAACAUGCUUUGCCCAUUUUCUCGACUGCCAUGAAAUUGUGGUACAACCGCAAUUAAUUCACUACUUCCUCUUGCGGCAGGUCCAACAACCUAAUCCUACGGAGUUGUGGUUUUUAGUUGCUGAGCGUUAUGUUAGAUUUUCUAUAUCUGAGUUUUGCAUAGUCACGGGGCUGAGAUGUUCUGGCGAUAGUGACACGGGCAUUUUUGAAAAUAGACAGUCACAACUUAAGAAUAAGUACUUUUCCCAAGUCGAUAUCGUGACACAUGAAGAUGUGAAGUCCACAUUCAUAUCUGCUUGCCAAAUGCCUGAUCUGGAUCUUGUUGAAACUCUCCCGAAUCAUGAUGUGGCACUCAUUGGUAUCCUGUACUUCAUUACUGCAUACUUAUUUUCUAAAGAUUAUAAGAAAUUGGUUGACCAUUACUUGUUCACACUUGUUGAGGAUUUUCCCGCGCUGAACAGUUUUCCAUGGGGAAAGUUACUGUUUGAGAUUACUUUGAGUUCUUUAAAAGAUGCAUUGAGUCGACAAACCGCACAUUAUAGGCUACGAGGUAUGUUGGUAGCCUUUCAAGCAUGGAUCUACAAAACCUUCCCUGACCUAGAUGAAGUUAUUGUCACAAGGGUAUCGAGGACGCACCCUCGAAUCAAUAACUGGAAUGCAAACGAGCAACCUUCUACAUCUAAGUUGGAGGAGCUAGGCUGCUUCAAUAAGCCUAAUAUUGAAAUAUGUGACCUGAAGCCUACUGAAGCUGAAAUGGCAAUGCCAUACAUGGAUGUGCCUUUGGUAACGGACACUGGUGUUAGAAAGGCUCACAUUACAAAUGAUGAUGACGAUUUUGUGGAUCCUCCACGACGAUGUGAGGGGCUAUCCCAUCAAGAAACACCCCGUGCUGAUGAAGGCCCUUCAGGUCCCCCACUUUCUCCAAAUGAAGAACAACAUCAUGGGAUCCAAGCGAGUGCUGUGCUUCACGAUUUGAAUGCGCAACUUUCAGAACUUAAGUCACAGAAUAAAGUAUUAACCGUGGAGAUGGACGCCAUCAAGUCACAGAUGUCGAGCCUCAACUCUGAUCAGGCAAAAAAGAUGUCUGAAAUCAUCCUAAUACAAGGACAGUUAAAACAUGACAUGAUCGAGAUUAGGACGAACAUGCAAUUCCUGUCUGAAUCCGUGACUGCAAUGAUCUCAAGCUCCAUGGAUGAGAUAUUAAGGCGAUUCAAUGAUAGGAAAGGUUGUCCAGUUAAUGAAUAUGAAGACACGGAAGCUGCUGUCGAAGGAUUCGAGAAGAUCGACGAGGUGGAAAAACUGCAACCUGUUGUCGACAGGAAAGGGAAGGGGAAGGUCGACCCAACUGAAGAUGUUACCUUUCCAAGUAGUCUUGAACCGCCAUCAUUUGACCUGGGUAUUGAAUACACACAACCGGAUGAUUUGGAGUCUUCAGAAAUUCAAAAGCAGGUAGAUGCUAUCAUAUCUGAUGUGAUCACAGCAUCCCAAAAUGUUGACGAAGAGGGAUCACCAACUACAGAACCGGCAUCUGCAUUACCAGUUAAGCGGGCUUCAACGCCUGCGAGGAUACUGCGGUCCCCAUUUGUUGUCAGGGAAGGAAAGGUACUGCGGCAUGACGGUAAUGUUAUUGUAUUUGGAAAUUAUAAAGAUCAUGUUGAUGAAGCUGAUAAAUCAGCAUUCUUGGGUAGGUUUCAGAGAGGAAAAAAGUUUAAUGAGCAAGAUGACCAAAUCAAACCGGCCUUUAGUAUUGGCUUAUACCCUGUCGGUCACAAGACAUGGUUCUAUCAGCUGAUAAAUGCAGAAACGUCUUUAAGCGGCUCGGAAUGGUAA
Messenger RNA from Olea europaea var. sylvestris, 2103 nucleotides. RefSeq lists its product as uncharacterized. The coding region runs from base 1 to 2103 and encodes 700 amino acids. Lineage: Eukaryota; Viridiplantae; Streptophyta; Magnoliopsida; Lamiales; Oleaceae. The record is from RefSeq and is a predicted model, not a curated record. The transcript is spliced from 8 exons.